Arabidopsis thaliana (thale cress) is the source of this 1347-nucleotide messenger RNA. Its product is annotated as F-box family protein. The record is from RefSeq and is marked reviewed. NCBI's taxonomy places the organism in Eukaryota, Viridiplantae, Streptophyta, Magnoliopsida, Brassicales, Brassicaceae. Bases 1 to 1347 code for a protein of 448 amino acids. The transcript has 3 exons.
AUGAGUUCUGUCUCUACGGCGUCACUGAAUUGUCUUCCAGAUGAGCUUCUUGUCCACGUCUUGUCCUCCCUGGAAACGAAACAAGCUGCUUCAACCUCUGUUCUCUCCAAGAGGUGGAGGACUUUGUUUGCUGUCCGGCGUAAUCUUGACUUUGACGAUUCCAUCAUUUCUCACCCGGAAGUGGGUGAACAGAACAUGGACGACGUUCAAGAGAGUUUCAGGGACUUUGUCGAUAAAAGAUUGGCUUUCCAAGGCAGUGUCCCUAUCAACAAGUUCUCACUUAUAUAUGGAGAUAAACAUGACGAUGUUCGUGUUGAUCGCUGGAUAAAUACCGCGCUGGAACACGGUGUCUCUGAGCUUCAUUUAUGCUUAACAUCUGUGACUCGACGUCUACAUCGUUUCCCAUCCAAUGUAUUCAGGAGCACAACAUUGGUUAAACUUACAUUGGGAACAAAUCUCUUCAUCGUCUAUUUUCCUUCUGAUACGUGUCUUCCGGUUCUUAAGAUUCUCGUCCUUGAUUCGAUUUGGUUUGAUAGAAUAAAGUUCUCUAAUGUGCUUCUUGCUGGAUGCCCUGCACUUGAGGACUUAACCAUAGACCAAAAGUCUUUUCCAGGGUUGCCGAACGUUGUUUCGAGCAAAACCGUUAAGAGUCUAUCCAUCGUCUAUAAAUAUUCUGCUGAUUUCGAUUGGUUUCGCACUGUUGCACUUGACACACCAAACCUUGUCACCCUCCUCUACUCUACCUAUGCUCGGCAUAGGUAUCGACAUUGCAAUUUAGAGUCCCUUGUCAAUGCUACACUGGAUCUUCAUUUCUUAGAAAAUUGUGAUGAGGCUUUUGAACCGAAUGUGACGGAUCUCAUGAUUGCGGUACGCAAUGUCCAGAUGCUUCAUUUGACUUCUUCUGCUACUGAGGUGAUUUCGCAAUGCUGCAAAGGCGGGCUCCCCAUGUUCAAAAACCUCCUUGUUUUAGUGUUUUUGGGUAACACUGAACGAGUUUGGAAAGUGUUUCUUCCACUUCUGCUAGAGCAUUCUCCGAACCUAACAAAAUUGUGUCUCGAGUCUCUCUUCUUAAUACUUCAGGGUCUGUAUCAUGGCACAGAUGAAGAUGAGUUUGAUGAAAUUCACAUUCCCCGGAGUAACAAAGUUAACAUGUUGCGUAUCAUACAGUGUCAAGGAACUGAAAACGAGCUGAAACACAUUAGCCAUUUCUUACUGAAAAUGGAGUGUCUUCAAUUGGUGCAAGUCAAUUUUUCAGAGACAAUUGUUGACUCCAAAAAGGUGCAACUCACAGAGGAUCUGAUGAAGCUUCCCUCUGCUUCAUCCAGGCUCACGAUGCAAGUCAUUUGA